AUGUCCACGAUGCCACCUGUCUCCUCCAUAGCCUUAACGCGCCCCAGCCUGACUAACAGCAGCAACAGCAGCAACAACAAUCAGGUCUACUUUCCAGCGACUAGCCGUCAGUCUCAACAGCAUCAGCAACAACAACAGCAGCAGCAAACGCAAGCACUGCAAUAUAAACUAUUCGGCAACAACCGCGUAAUUCUUCUCAAUCGCCAAACCAUUCUAAGUCAACUCUUCCCCAAUCGUCAGUGCCCCACAGAUAACUUCUGCCGCUACAUCUUUCGCCAUUGUACGCAGAACCGCCUUGAAGGUUACAACUUUUGCAUUCGUCACAUAUUAAACGACAAAAACGCGCCUUUUAGUUAUUGCAAGUAUACCAGCAGUAUCACCGGCAAUCGCUGUUCCAAUGCGGUUAAACGAGUUGAUCGAAGAGAUUCAGGCCUCUGCCAGUGGCAUACUAAAAAGAAAGGGCUCAUGGAACAAAAGGCUUCUAUGGAAAAGCAGCUGUCCGCUUUAAUGCCAUUCACUGCGAGUAACGACACUCCGAGGGAAGUUAACAUAAAGCGAAAGCUUGAAGAGCUGGAGCACUACUGUCCCGAAUACCAUGAUCACCGACGGAAGGCAGUCGAUUGGGAGCUACCCGAAGACAAGUGCAUUACGGCGUCAAAGUCAAUGAAAGAUAAGAUAAAUGAAUCAAUAAUUAAAUAUCAAAACAAAUUAGAAAAUGAAGAUGAAGCCAGCAGUAUCACGCUUGCUGAAACGCUCAACUUGGAUUCAGUCGACUCUGAUAAUGAAAGUCCCGAAAGUUACAUGGACGAUCCACUAAGACAUGCUGGCGUUUACACACCCGAAGAGAUUGCCCAUAUUUUGCGUGAUAAAAUGCUUCGACUUCAAACGCUGUACGUCAAUUUUCUCAAUUACUAUCGCUACUUGCUUAAGAAAAAAAUGAAGGAGUACCACACCAAUUUGAGACUUGAAAGAGAGAAUAAUCUAACCGCCAGACUCAAUGAAGAGAUUGCCAUUCAGAUGAAUGAACACGAAAACUACAAAAUUCUUAAAGCAAUGCACAAGUACCACAAUAUCUCAGGGCAUGAAAAGAUAGUAAAAAAUGCCGCUACGGAAAUUCGACGGGCGCUUGUCGAAGAACCUGAACAGCCUUCUACACCACAGUAUCCAAAGUGCAUUUUCAUAAAAGAUUCCAAUUCCUGCAACCAGCGAUGCUUACCCUUAUCAAAGUACUGUAAAGCCCAUGUGCUCAAUGAUCCUUACCAAGUUCUCUACCGUCCUUGUGCUUGUGGAUCGCCUCUCUGUCUUGAACCUGCCAUUUCGUACGUUCACAAGAACAGCUGUGUCAGGCAUGUCCAGGCAAAGAUGGAAUUGGCUGAAAUUGGCAAUGUUUUGAAAAGUCCACCUAAAAGAGAAGUUGAGCCUCAUGAUAUUGACACAACUGUCCGUUCAAUGGAAGAAAGUUUUUUGAAUGAUCGUGAGCUUUGUCGCCACUCUCCACUGGAAGAAGACAUAGAUAUAGAAAUAGCUACCUGCGACACCAUUACAGACAAUCUGUACGCCAUUGAGAACUAUGAUCUCAGUAAUAAUGAUCCUGAUGUUUCGACUUGA
Messenger RNA from Rhagoletis zephyria (snowberry fruit fly), 1608 nucleotides. The record is from RefSeq and is a predicted model, not a curated record. NCBI's taxonomy places the organism in Eukaryota, Metazoa, Arthropoda, Insecta, Diptera, Tephritidae.